This is a messenger RNA of Linnemannia hyalina, 2217 nucleotides long. The record is from the annotation of a GenBank genome assembly. NCBI's taxonomy places the organism in Eukaryota, Fungi, Mortierellomycota, Mortierellomycetes, Mortierellales, Mortierellaceae.
AUGGUGAAACGGGACCCAAACGCACAUCAGACGAACCACUACAAGUCCACACACCACAGCGGAGGAAAGGACAACAAAAAGUCAGGUGGAAAGGCAGGCAAAGGAAACAAGUCCAUCAACAAGUUCCUCGGCAUCGGCAAACCAGGGCCACACCUUCUCAAACAUAAGAAACUUCAAGAGGCUAAAAAGAAGCACAAGGGCCAAGGUUCUACAAGCGACAACAGCAAAAAUAAGGGCUCUCACAACAACAACAACAUCAACAACAAGAACAACAAUAACAUCAGCAACAGCAAGAACAACAACAGCAACAGCAACAACAACAAAAACAACAACAACAAUAAAGACAGACACCUCUUCGGGAACCAGAACGUUAGCACAUUCGUCAACGGAAGAAUCCUCCGCAACAACAAAAAGAAAGCCCUUCGGAAACUCAUCCCAACCAGUAGCAACAAUAGCAACAACACAAACAACAACAACGCCAUCAUCAACGCAAGCACAAACCGUAACCGCAGCAACAGCUUGGGCGAAGAAAUGGCCUUCACGACUCCGAACUGGGACGCACAAGGAAACGCCAUCGUGCCUCCGAUCUCUCAUGUCGACAACUCCAACCAUGUCGAGUACCAGACAGACAUCAACUACCAGUACCAGCCAGCACCCGUCCACGAGGAGGAGGAGAGGGCCAAGCGACGAAUUGAGAAGAAGCUGCGCAGGAAGUCCAAUAAGCAUGAAAGGAAGCUGAUCGCCAAACAGGCAAAGUCGGAGGAGGACCAAACGGUGGUACCAAACCAGGCUGCGGCCCCAGCGGCGGGCUCAAGUCCUCAUCAGCCAAUAUCGCUGGACUCACCCAGCACUGCUGCCGACGAUACCGACGACAGUGGUGAUUCGAAGGACGAGAUGCAGCGAGGAGACGAUUUUAUCGGAUUCGGGGACGAAGCCUCUGAGAACGAACUCGACGCCGUCAUCGCGUCCAACAACAGGACACCUGCAGAGCCGAGCCAUGCUGGUCAGAAGCGCAAGCGGGAUCCGGACUAUGGAAGCGAUACAGAGGGCGCCACAGGACCACCCCCAGGAUGCCCGUGGAUGGGUCAUCGACAGUACUCCAAGUUGCCGUCGGUGCCCAUUAUGCUGACUCAGGAGUUGAAGGACUUUGUCGAUUUUCUCAGCCCAACACCUGAGGAGCAUCAGGUCCGCAAGUAUGUCAUUCAAUGGAUCGCCAAGACCGUCAGCGAACUGUGGCCUGACUCGGAGGUCCAUGUCUUUGGAAGUUACGACACUCAACUCUACCUUCCAUCCAGUGAUCUGGAUCUGGUGGUACUGAGGGCGAGGGAUUUCAGCAAGGAGGAUCUGUACAAGCUGUCGAGACAUUUGAAAGCGAAGCAGGUCACGAAUGACGUCCAGGUCAUUGCCAAGGCACGAGUCCCCAUUAUCAAGUUCAAGGAGAGGCUCAGCAAGAUCCCCGUCGAUAUUUCGUUCAACAUUACCAACGGUAUCGAAAGUGCGGAGAUUGUUAGGAACUACAUGGAGACGACGCCUGCACUGCGGUCGAUGACGAUGUUGAUCAAGCAUUUCCUCAUGAUCAAGGGCCAGAACGAAGUCUUCCAGGGUGGUAUUGGAUCGUAUACGACCAUGAUCAUGAUCCUGAGCUUCUUGCAGAUGCACCCUCAGAUCCAGGCCAACAAGCUCAACCCGGAGGACAACCUUGGAGUGCUGCUGAUCGAGUUCUUUGAGCUGUACGGACUGUGCUUCAACUACAACCAAGUCGGAAUCUCUGUGGCGAACGGCGGUAGCUACUUUCUCAAGCCCCCAAACAACAACCCCAACAACAGGGAGCUUUUGCUGAGCUCAAUCGAUCCCAACGACCCGACCAACGACACGGCCAAGGGAUCCUAUGCGCUCCGUAUGAUUCGAGAGGUCUUUGUUGGAGCCUACGGCACGUUGACUAAGACUGUCCAGCAGCGUCACAGGGUUCUGUUUGGAGGUGGAUCGAGUCAGACGUCGAGCCAUUAUCGGUUUGACGACCAUAACCGGGUACCUGCGGAUUCACGCGGAAAGUCGUCGGCGCUUCACCACCAGACACAAGUCUCGUUGAUCAGGGAUGUCCUUUCGAUCCCGCUUGACGUUCAGCAGGGCCGUCAGCACCUGGAGAAGGUCUUUUACAGUGGACAUUUCCAGGAUAUCUUUGAUGACCCUCAUGGAGCCCACGGGUUGACAGAAUGA